CUUCUAUUUGUGCGCAGAGGUUUGCCAGCAAAUGAACUCCAAGGAUUCCCGGGUGUUGGGGAAGGAGAUCUGGAACAUCUUCUUGGAGAAGAACGCGCCUCUGAGAAUAAAGGUGUCUGAGCAGUUGCUAGCUGACAUAGAGUCUCGCCUGCGGAACGGGGAGGACGUCCGAAGCGCCUUCUCCGAGGCUCAGGACGCAGCGAUGCCCGAGAUCCAGGAGCAGAUCCAGGACUACAGGACGAAGCGCACCAUGGGCCUGGGAAGCCUGUAUGGAGAAAACGACCUGCUGGAUCUGGACGGCGAUCCCCAGAAGGAGCGCCAGGUGGCUGAGAAGCAGCUUGCUCAGCUGGGCGACAUACUGUCGAAAUACGAAGAGGACAGGAGCUCCCCCAUGGCCUUUGCCCUCAGCACCUACAUGAGCCACACGGGAAUCCGGAUGCGGGAGGCCCGGCCGGCCAGCACCAGCGAGAAGUCCCAGGCCUUCCCAGACAAGGACAAGUGGCUGCCCUUUUUCCCCAAGGCCAAGAAGAGCAGCAGCACGAAGAAGGACAAAGACGCGAUGGAGGAUAAGAAACGCAAUCCCAUCCUGAAAUACAUCGGGAAGCCCAAAAGCUCCUCCCAGAGUACAUUUCAUGUCCCCUUGUCCCCUGUGGAAGUCAAACCCGGCAACGUGAGGAACAUCAUCCAGCACUUUGAAAACAACCAGCAUUGCGAGUCCCAGGAGCCUGGCACGCAGCGCCUCUCCACCGGCAGCUUCCCUGAAGAGCUGCUGGACUCGGACAGUUCCAGGUCAGAGGUCAAGCUGGGCCGGUCGGAGAGCCUGAAAGGGCGGGAGGAGAUGAAGAAAUCGCGCAAGGCAGAGAACGUGCCACGGUCCCGGAGCGACGUGGACAUGGACGCCGCAGCAGAGGCCACGCGGCUUCACCAGUCGGCGUCGUCUUCGGCAUCCAGCCUGUCCACGAGGUCCCUGGAAAACCCCACUCCUCCCUACACGCCCAAGAUGGGGCGCAGGAGCAUCGAGUCCCCCAAUCUGGGCUUCGGCACCGACUCCUUCCUCCCCCACCUGCUGGAGGAUGACCUGGGCCAGCUGUCGGACCUGGAGCCGGAACCAGACUCUCAGAACUGGCAGCACACGGUCGGCCGGGAGGUCAUGGCUUACCUGACCCACAGGGAGAUCGACCGCCAGGAGGUGAUCAACGAGCUCUUUGCCACGGAGGCGUCUCACCUGCGGAUCCUCCGAGUCCUGGACGUCCUCUUCUACCAGCGGAUGAAGAGGGAGAACUUGCUGUCGCGGGAGGAGCUGGGGCUGCUCUUCCCCAACCUCCCGGACCUGAUCGACAUCCACAAUUCUCUGUCUGAAUCCAUGAAGAAGCUCCGAGAAGAAGGACCAAUCAUCAAGGAGAUCGGGGAUCUCAUGCUUUCUCGGUUCGACGGGCCGGCGCGGGAGGAAAUCCAGCAGGUGGCGGCCGAUUUCUGCUCGUACCAGUCCAUCGCCCUGGAGCUGAUCAAAACCAAGCAGCGCAAGGAGACCCGCUUCCAGAUCUUCAUGCAGGAAGCCGAGAGCAACCCGCAGUGCCGACGCCUGCAGCUCAAGGACCUGAUCAUCUCCGAGAUGCAGCGCCUGACCAAGUACCCGCUGCUGCUGGAGAACAUCCUCAAGCACACGGACGGCGGGACCCCGGAGCACAAGAAGCUGUGCCGCGCCCGUGACCAGUGCCGGGAGAUCCUCAGGUACGUGAACGAGGCGGUGAAGCGGGCGGAGAACCGGCACCGGCUGGAGGCCUACCAGAAGCGCCUGGAUGCCACGUCUCUGGAGCGGACCAGCAACCCACUGGCGGCCGAGUUCAAGAACCUCGACCUCACCUCCCGGCGCAUGAUCCACGAGGGGGCUUUGAGCUGGCGCAUCAGCAAGGAGAAGACGUUGGAUCUGCACGUGCUGCUGCUGGAGGACCUCCUGGUGCUGCUGCAGAAGCAGGACGAGAAGCUGGUGCUGAAAUUUCACAGCAAGACGGCGCUGGGCUCCUCGGACACCAAGCAGACCUUCAGCCCCGUCCUGAAGCUCAACUCCAUGCUCAUCCGCUCCGUGGCCACAGACAAACGAGCGCUCUUCAUCAUCUGCACCUCGGAGCUGGGGCCCCAGAUCUACGAGCUGGUAGCGCUGACGCCCUCGGAGAAAAACACGUGGAUGGAGCUGCUGGAGGAGGCGGUGCAGAGUGCCAUGAGGAACGCCACCUCCCCCCCCAAACGCAGGGCCCGGGAGCUGCCCAUCCACAGGCCGGCACCGUCCAGCCUGGUGCUGCAAGACCCCGACGUCUCCCCGAUCCUCUCCCAAGCCGACAGCUCCGGGGCGGAGGUGGACGAUGUCUCUUCAGCGGAUGACAAUCCCACCGACUUCCUGGGCAAGGGGAAGCAUCCGGUGCUGGCGGAGGAGCCGGAGGCCGAAGGCAGCGAGGAGGAGGAAGAGGGGGAGGAGGCGCCGGCUGCCCCUGUGCCGGCACAGAGCUCUGCGGUGUUAGAUGAAGCUGGAGCGUCCGAGGCCCCGGGGUCCAGCAUGCACCUGUCCCUCCCGGGACUUGUGUUGACAGAGGGACUGGCCGAAUCAGCCCUGGAGGACGUGGAGAACCUGCGGCAUCUAAUCCUGCGCAGCCUGCUGCCCUGCCGGGACCCGGAGCCUGAGGACGACCUGACCCCCACGCCCUCGGUGGCUGGAGGAGCCGCGCAGCCCUGGGACUCGGUGCUGUCCAGCCAGGACUCAGGCUGCCAAGAGCAGUCGAUGGAGCCCUCAGGGCAGGGCGGCCCCACCACGGACACGGCUGGUCUCCCGGGCCACUCGCCCAGCGGCAGGACGGAGACGGAGACAGAAAGUCGGCCGAGCGCGGGGGACAUGGAGGAGCCGGGCAGGAGUUCGGACGGCGGUCGGGAGGUGUCCCAGGAAGUGGAGAGACCCCCAGCUGCGGAGGGGCAGGGCGGCUACAAAGUGGUCCGGAAAGGGAAUUACUUCUACGUCAGCAUGCCCGCCGGCCCCGCAGAGUCCUCCACCGAGCCCCCCGCCCCCAAGCCGCCAGCGAGCCCCGUGGAGCAGUCCCCCAGCGCGCCCCGCCUCACCCUCGGCUCCCAGCAGCACGACCAGGACAGCACACCGGGCCCCGGCAGCCUGGAUGGGGCUCCACCCCCCGAGCCGCCCGCCCCCAGCCUGGUGAUCCAGGACGUUGACAUGAUCUUCCGGACGAUAGAACAGCUCACGCUGAAACUCACCAGGCUAAAGGACAUGGAGAUGGCCCAUCGCGAGUUGCUGCGGUCUCUGGGAAGAGGUUCGUCGGCUGAGACCACCCCGGUGGGGGUCACCACGCUGGAGAUGGGCCGGUGGCCGGAAUGCCCGCCUAGCCCUGCCAGCGAUCGCUGCCCCUCCCCUGCCCAGCGAGGCUGCGGGCCCUGGCAGCCAGCGAGCCCGGCUGCCGAGUCCCCUUGGAGGAACCCCUCUGCACCAAUGCCCUGCCAGGGAGGAGAUCUCCCCAAAGAUGGCUGGGAAGAAGGAUCAGCAGGGCACCCCCUGGACCCACCCAACCUGGGGAAAGCCACCUGGGAGGCGGGGCAGCCCGAAUGUUGAAACAGACCCGUGGGGGCUGCCACUGGAAGCUUGGAGCAGAACUGGAAUCCCCCGGGGAAGCGCAUGUUAGUUUCGGCUGAUCUCGGUGUCUCGUCCUAGCCAUGGGGCUGGGUGGCCCUUUGCCUGGAGAGCGAGUGCCCGUCACCCUGCAUGCUGCCUGCUGCUGUCAGGCCGGGUCCCCACCGCUGCCUCCACCUCUGUGCCCCCCACGGACAAGCAUCGUCCCUGUACACAAGAGCUGGAAUAUAGUCUGUCGAAAUGCACUUUUUGUUUCUCUCCGUGCUGAGGAGCCCAUGUGGUGGGUCCCGGCCCGCCCUCUCUGCUGAUCAGAUAUAAAUAUGUAUGUAUGUGCAUUGGGUUCUUGUAAAUAACUGGACUGUAUCCCGUGACCCUGCAGUACAACGGCCAUUACCACUAUCCCGCUGCCCUGCCCAGCCUGGGGAAACGAGAUUCCAAGCAGCCCGGUCCUCUUACCACUAAGUGUUCCCUCUGGGCCUGUCGCUGUGUCUCCCCCGGCCCUGUGGGGCCAUAGCACAUGCUGUUGGCAUUAGCCGGCCUUUCUCCCUCCAGCAGAUGCGCUGCCCCCUCCUUUGGGCAGAGGCUUUUCUGUAGGGGCUGUCUGGAAAACGCACAUUGCUCCACUGGAACGGCUGCAUCCCCAGGGCGGGCAGCGGGCUGGGAAAAUGGGACACCCCCACGGCCGCCUCUGCCGCCCCGGGCCUGCCCCCCUCAUCAGCCCCCCGGCCCGGACCCAUAUAUAUAUAUAUACUUAUAUAUAUAUAUAUAUAUACACACUAGCUAGAGGACUGACUGUUUGCUGUUCCAUGAUGUAUAAUCGGUUUUAU
This is a messenger RNA of Terrapene triunguis (Three-toed box turtle), 4452 nucleotides long. Its product is annotated as rho guanine nucleotide exchange factor 11. Gene Ontology annotation, molecular function: G protein-coupled receptor binding; guanyl-nucleotide exchange factor activity. Gene Ontology annotation, cellular component: cytoplasm. The transcript is spliced from 27 exons. NCBI's taxonomy places the organism in Eukaryota, Metazoa, Chordata, Testudines, Emydidae. The coding region runs from base 32 to 3607 and encodes 1191 amino acids. Gene Ontology annotation, biological process: G protein-coupled receptor signaling pathway; Rho protein signal transduction. The record is from RefSeq and is a predicted model, not a curated record.